This is a messenger RNA of Sinocyclocheilus rhinocerous, 1373 nucleotides long. RefSeq names its product ubiquitin-conjugating enzyme E2Q-like protein 1. The coding region runs from base 342 to 1181 and encodes 279 amino acids. NCBI's taxonomy places the organism in Eukaryota, Metazoa, Chordata, Actinopteri, Cypriniformes, Cyprinidae. The record is from RefSeq and is a predicted model, not a curated record. The transcript is spliced from 2 exons.
GCGGGACUUGUCGGAAUACUGGUGUGAAGAAAAAAUAACUCGUGCUGGACCCUUGAUUACUCAUUCCGUCCAGGUACAGCGGAAGCCAACCGACCUGAGGUGCUCCGCUGCCGCUAUUCUUGUGUGCCUGCUCCAGAUUAUCGGUUCAUUUCGAGCAGCGUUAUCGUGCCUCCUUUGCAGCAGCCGCGGUUGUGCCUCAUAGGGAAUUACAGGAGUGGGAAUACGUAUUAUAUGAACGUUUUUGUGUUUCAGUGCACUCGCGCGGGGAAAUGAUGCAUUGAGGACGCGUCUUGUCUUCUGAGCUCCAUUACACCCAACUCGAUCGGCGCGAAGCAUCACAAAUGGCUACUCUUUUGCGGAAAAUCGGUCUAAUUCGACUGCACGACCGAGACACGGAGGACCCGAAGCAUCACCACCAGGGCUCACUGAAAGGGACUAAAGGCAACCAGAAGAGCAACAACACGAAGCACUGCAACACCAGCAACGAGACCAACAACAUCCUCAGCACGCCAGAAAUCAAACCCAGGCGCUUCGACGUGUCCGGCAAGGACAAGCCCGCCGUCAAACCGGACAAACCGAGCAAGGACACGAAUGAGAAGCAGCAAACGGGAGGCGGCAAAGCGACGAGCGGCUCCGUGAUGCCCCCGCCGGCGGCGAACCGGCAGCACUGCACCCAGGUGCGGACGCGGAGGCUGAUGAAGGAGCUGCAGGAGAUCCGGCGGCUCGGCGACAGCUUCAUCACGGUGGAGCUGGCGAACGAUAGCCUCUUUGACUGGAAUGUCAAGCUGCACCAGGUGGACAAGGACUCCGCGCUGUGGCAGGACAUGAAGGAGACCAACACCGAGUACAUACUGCUGAAUGUCACCUUCCCCGACAAUUUCCCCUUCUCCCCGCCGUUCAUGCGCGUCCUGACGCCGCGGCUGGAGAACGGAUACGUGCUGGACGGCGGCGCGAUCUGCAUGGAGUUACUAACGCCCCGCGGCUGGUCGAGCGCGUACACCGUCGAGGCCGUGAUGAGGCAGUUCGCUGCCAGUCUGGUGAAAGGACAGGGUCGUAUCUGCAGGAAAGCAGGCAAGUCUAAGAAGGCCUUUAGUCGUAAGGAAGCCGAAGCGACCUUCAAGAGCCUUGUCAAGACCCACGAGAAGUACGGCUGGGUGUCCCCUCCCGUAUCCGACGGCUGAUGUCAGCAUCUUCAACCGCGAUCCCGACAUGGCUUUUUUCAGUUGGGUUUUCUUCUUUCCCAUCAUCAAACUUAACCACGAAAAAAAGCAAGCUAGCGCAUCAUAUCUUACAUAUAAACGUGGCACAUUCACCUUCACUCCGUCCUUCACUCUUCUUCAUUGAGGUGCCAUGGACCGAACACUUGCUGCGAC